CCUUAUAUAAGUUCCAUCUUCUUCCUUAAUAGCUCUGCAAAACACUUUUGUCCAAACUCUAUCUUAGAUAAUGAAGGUCUCUAGUCGUUUGAUCUCAGCCCUUCUCCUAUUGUUCAUGAUCCUUGCCACAGGGAUUGGUCCGGUCACGGUAGAGGCACGGACGUGUGAAACGAGUAGCAACUUGUUCAAUGGACCAUGUCUGAGCUCAAGCAAUUGCGCCAAUGUUUGCCACAAUGAAGGUUUUUCAGAUGGUGACUGCCGUGGAUUCCGUCGUCGCUGUUUGUGCACCAGACCCUGUUGAUAGAUGAUCUAUCUUAUAUAUAUAUAGUGAAUAUAUAUUAUGAAAAACUUAAUAAUCUUUUCUAUCUCUUUGAUCAUUUUCUGACUUUGAUCCUAUCGUUUGCCUUUGAAACAACAAUAAGGAGGAGAUCUAAAAAUCUUUAAACCCUUUUGGUUUGAGCUUUCUAUUAUAGUAUUAUCUACCAGUGUUAAACAAUACUGCCUUUUAGUAAGCAUUUUCAAGUCUUAUGACUUUUAUGUAUCCAAUUAGAUUGGACUUACGUAUCUAAAUAAAACAUGAUUACUUUGAAUAA
Molecule: messenger RNA, 593 nt
Organism: Arabidopsis lyrata subsp. lyrata
Lineage: Eukaryota; Viridiplantae; Streptophyta; Magnoliopsida; Brassicales; Brassicaceae
Product: defensin-like protein 5
Exons: 2
Coding region: 71-301 (76 amino acids)
Biological process (GO): defense response
Source: RefSeq, a predicted model, not a curated record